UGCAAUUCCUGGCAGCAGCCUCCUGCAGCAGCCUCGGAGGUAGUGUGGUUUUACACUGCCCCUUACUGGGGCUCUCUCAUAGUGCAAGAACUGAAGGAGCUCUGGAUGUCCUGAAGUUUGUUGUUUGUUUUUUUUCUUUUUGUAUUCGUUUUUGGUUUUUUCCCCCAAGCAAUGAGUUUAAUAAAAUAUAGUCCUCUUCUGUGUGUCAAAAUGCAUUAUUUAUAAUGAAAGUUGAUUGAGAGUUAAUUUUAGUAUUUCUUGAUGUUGAAGUGUGUUUCAUCGUGUACCUAACGUUUGUUUGAAAUCUCCUCAUGCAGUUUGGUGAUAAAGGCCUUUGCAGAUCCAAACUGGUGGCGCCCAUGAAAGUUUGAAUGAACUAGGAUUUGUCUUUUAUUUUUAAACUAGUAGCCAGUAGGCUUGACUUUGGGCCACAUUGGCACUGCAUUGCCAUUCAUUCCACAGAUCAAAAAAUCUGAAACAAUGAAGAAUUAGAACCAGAGGGAAUUCUGUUCGUUGUUCCUGGGAACUGAGAUAGAGCUGAAUUCACUCGAUAAACAUAAACCAACCUCACCAUUCAGCUUUGUUCGCUAAGAGUAGAAUUCUCUUUAGAAUUGGGAACAUUUUGUUUAGCUAAAUGUGUUACAAGGUUAAAAUGAUAAGCUGUGGAAGGGGGGGAGGAGGAAGUUAAAACAAUGCAGUGGAUUUUUCAGUUUGAAUCCGAAAGGUAACUAAACUAAUUAGUUCUAUUCCCAUGAUCUGUGGCACCAGUAGAGAUUUCAUUCAGAACCUCCCUCAGUAUCUUACAGUACUAAGAUGGAGUUCAGUCACUGGAGUUUUGGUAUGUAGUGUAAAUCUCCUAGUGUUCUGUAGAUCCUAAUGAAUUAGCAUUUUGUUAUGGAGGAGCAAUCUUUGAAGUGCUUUUAACUGAUUAAUGCAAGUGAUUGUAUUAUCAAAAUUGAGCUUGAAAGUAUAAAUGUCCUCAUAAUUUAUAGAACAUUGAGCUUAUUUUGUAUGACAGCUGUCAUCUGUUCAUAUGCAUUGUACUUUUUGCUGAGGUGUUUGGGGGAGGGAUUUUCAAUGGUAUCUGAAGUUCAGUAGAUAUCUUGUGGGAAUCAAAAAAGAAUACUAACCUGGCUGGAUUCCCAGCUCCCCUUGUGAUGCACAGUUUAGCACCCUACUAUAGGGACUAAUUGCUCAGUUAGGUUAAUGGACUUGUGAAAAUGCCUAAAUACUCUUUGACGAUCUGGCUGUAUAUCGGUGCUGUACAAAUUUUUGAAACUGGUGAUCCUUGUUGGGCCUAACUCGCUGAAGGAAUACCUCUCCUGGGGCAUUUGUUAAAAGGCAGUAGGAGCAGCACUUUGUUAUUCCUUCACUUAUUCCACAUAAUAGUCCUUUUUGUGCAAAAACUGCAAGCUUCUUUACAGAGUGAGGAUGGAAGAGGACAGAGGGUGAGGGAUUUGGGGGUUUUCUGAGGUUCUGGAUGUAAUAGGACACUUGACUACUAACUGACCUGAAACUUGUGCUCCACCUUAGAAAGAUCUGCAGUGAGAGACUUUCACCUUCGCAUAUCUGAGAAUUUUCUGUCUCGGAAGAAAGGGACUUCAUGUAUGAGAGUUGUCCAAGAUGAUGAUGUAACUCAGAUAACACUCAAGGUCUCCUGAAAAUAACUAACUUUGUAAGAGGCUUUUCCAUUUUUUUGAUAACUCGCCCUCUCAGAAUCUACAGACAAGAUGCCCGCCAAGACACCCAUCUACUUGAAAGCUGCGAACAAUAAGAAAGGGAAGAAAUUCAAAUUAAGGGAUAUCUUGUCUCCUGAUAUGAUCAGUCCACCACUUGGAGAUUUUCGUCACACCAUACACAUUGGAAAAGAAGGGCAACAUGAUGUUUUUGGGGACAUAUCCUUUUUGCAGGGAAACUAUGAGCUGUUGCCUGGAAAUGAAGGAGAAACCAGAAUUAGCCAGUCUGGUGGCCACAGUGAAUUCCUAAGGGCAAACAGCACUUCUGAAUCCAUGUUUACAGAAACUCCAUCACCAGUGCUCAAAAAUGCCAUUUCCCUUCCUGCCAUUGGGGGUUCUCAAGCCCUUAUGUUGCCCUUACUGUCACCAGUGACAUUUAAUUCAAAGCAAGAAUCCAUCAGGCCAUCCAGAAAUUCUAGGCUUAGCUGUGAGCCAGUAAUGGAAGAAAAUUUGCAGGAGAAAAGUAAACAGUUGGAACAUGGAGAAAUAGACAAAGAUGACGUAUGGGAGCCAAAUGGUUCUUCAUCACAUUUUACCAAUGGUAGAGACAGUCACUCAUCCAGCCUUUCGGAACGGUGCACUGAUUGGCAAACAGCUGAUAUAUUUGAUGACAGCCAACUUUCAUGUGAACUAACCAAGACAGAGACUAAGUCAGAAGAAUCCCUUUCAGAUCUUGCGGGCUCUCUUCUUUCAUUACAACUUGACUUGGGACCUUCACUUUUGGAUGAGGUCCUUAAUGUAAUGGACAAAAAUAAAUCUUAGAACUGGUACUCCUUGCUUCUUUAUAAGUCAUUCAUAUAAUACAAAAAAACACAACUCAAGAGUAGAGACACUUAAAAAUCAGCUGUAUUUGCAGUUGUUCAACGGGUUUUCUAAAAAUGUUAAGAAACUAUUUUUUUAUCUAUUGUUUUUCAUGAUUUUUAUUACAGUAAAUUCUCAUACCAGGAGGGUAAAUUUUAAUAACAGUUUUCAGCAAAUAUAAAAUGUUUUAAGUACCAGUAUUAACAAUCAGAAACUUAAGAAAUACAAUAUGAGAUUGAUACUGAUUGUGACAUUUGGUUAGUUCACUUCUACGAGCUUCUGAAUAUUUGAGAAUCUGUAAGUGUCAGUAAGGAGACUGAUAUUAAUUCUUCACCUUUAUAAAUUAUUGCAACAUCACUUUACAUGUAGGCCUCUUUCUAGAACCUUAUGUUUGGGAGUUUGAUUGUGUUUUUCUUCAUUUUUCAUAGUACCAUUUCUGUUAUACCUUCACUGUAACUAUUUCCUCUGUUUUCUACUGCUCUGUGUUCAGAUGUGAACAAUCUGAAGGCUCUUUCAGCUUGAACAUGUGGUCCAGAGUCUCAGCUGCUUUAAAUGAGCAUGCACAAAUUUAAACAAAUUGAGGCUUUGGGCCUGAUACUGUAUAUGAAAUCAUAUGUUGUAAACAGGUAACACAUGCAAGAUAUUAUGGUUAAAUUAUUUUAAAAGUUGAAAUAUAUUUUUGUGUGCAUUUUGGCUUUUUACUGCAGAGCCUACACAUACAGUAUCUCAUCAAAAUAGUUGCUUGACAAUAUUGGUGCUCUUCUGAAAGCUGUAUAAUUGUGUGUUUGAAGAGAAAUAUGUAUUGAUACUCCUAGCUUUUCUUCAUUUAUUGCCACACAUGCUUAAACUUGCAACCGAUUAUUUUAAUUUUUUGAAGAAGGCACUGGUUAUUCACGAUGCUUGAUGCGUGCUGCAACAGCCAAUGUUUUGGGAAAUGUGGAUCAUUUAAUACAGUACCUACAUAGAUUGCAUAGAUAUUUUGUGCAAUACAAUAAAAAAAUCUUCAAAUUGC
Messenger RNA from Dromaius novaehollandiae (emu), 3549 nucleotides. It is a transcript of the gene CDC42EP3, whose product is annotated as CDC42 effector protein 3. Lineage: Eukaryota; Metazoa; Chordata; Aves; Casuariiformes; Dromaiidae. The record is from RefSeq and is a predicted model, not a curated record. Gene Ontology annotation, cellular component: membrane; cytoplasm. The transcript has 2 exons. Bases 1731 to 2498 code for a protein of 255 amino acids. Gene Ontology annotation, molecular function: small GTPase binding. Gene Ontology annotation, biological process: regulation of cell shape; positive regulation of pseudopodium assembly; positive regulation of actin filament polymerization.